UGCGCUUAUGCAUACAUCUAUAUAUAUAACUAUAUAUCUCUAUAUACAUAUAGACUGGUACAUAGUAAUAUAAAAGUACGUAUGAAUUGUACAUAUCGCAUACUGUUUUACGCAUUGCGUUUAUACAUCAGCUGUCUACCAUUAAAUGCAGUGGUUUUGACGAAGUACGAAAUUGGAGUUAUAUAAGAUAACGAAACGUGAAUAAGUUUGUUUGUUGAGACCCAAGUCCUAAAAAUCAGUUUUGAGAUAACGUCCAACUACUGUAGAGAACGAUUGCCAGUUCGUCAAUCAGCUCUCAACGUUGCAUUUACUCGUGAACGAGACACCUUUAUAUUUUAAUCAACGAUACCGUCAUAGGAAUUAUCCUUUAUAAAUACCAAUAAAACAAUUUAUAAUAUUUUCUACUGACAGACUGUGGAUUUUGUGUUAUAAUUAAAUUUUUAUCAAUGACAAGUGUUCAGUAGUGUCUAACGUUAAUUUUGAUAAAAAUUGUUGCUCUUUGUACGUGUCAGAUGUUACGAAAAAAUUGAUAUGACAUAAAAUAUUGCAAAAUUUUUUAAUCAGAUGAUUUAGAAAAUAUCCUGUGAUUAUUACAUAAGUGACAGGAUGUCUGACAAGAUUGAAAUUGAUCCUUUUAGUGAAACACCUCUGGAAUCUCAAAAUUGCGAAGGAAUUCCAGAAACUACCAGAGAAUUAAAUUCAAAGGAUAACUCACAAAAUAUAAUAAAUGAAUUAACAUAUGUAGAACCUUUAACUGCAGAACAAAUACGAUGGUUUUAUAGAGAUGGUGUAGAUAAGAGAUGGGUAGAAUUCUGUGGAUAUGAUAGCUUAAGAAUUGAAUAUGCUUGGCAAAAUUAUCAAAAUGUCCUUAGUAAAAGUAAUAAUAUAACCAACAAUCCACCUUCUGUUGAAAAAAUUGUAGUUAGAGGAGGAAUGUACGAUGUGGAACUAGAUAAAAUGAAAUGUGUUUCAAUAUAUUGUACAGGUGAAGAAUGGGAAAUUAUGAGAGGAACUUGGUAUUAUGAUGGUAGUUGGUUACCUUUAGAGGCAGAACAAGCUAAAAUUAUAGAAGAAGUUCAUCUUAAUCUUUUUCAAAAGCAAAAUUCUGGUCAAUCCACUUCAACAUAUGAUACACCUUCUCAAUCUUACGAAGUGUUACACACGGAACAUUUUUCUGAAUUUCAUGUUGACUGGCAUAGUAUAAAUGAUGUAGUAUUAUAUAGCGAAUAUAGGCAUAAAAAAUUAAUGCGCAGUGUUACAUCAAAAUUAGGUUUUGCAAAAACAACAGGUUAUCAACUAAGAAGAGGAUAUAAAAUCGCUGCUGUAAAGGAAGAUAAACCUCAUGAUAUUGAUCAUAUAAUUUUUGUAGUUCAUGGAAUUGGUCAAAAAGGAGAUACUGGAAAAAUUAUUCGUAAUACAACAUUGUUUAGAGACUGUGUAGAUUGGUUGAAACAAAAAUAUUUUCCUAACUCUAACUAUAGAAUAGAAUUUUUCCCUGUGGAAUGGCGUUCAUCGUUAAAACUUGAUGGAGGUAUAGUAGAGGCUAUCACCCCUUUUAGUGUGGUAAGCAUACGACACUUAUUAAAUACAUCAGCAAUGGAUAUUCUCUACUACACAAGUCCUCUUUAUGGAGGGGAAGUAAGAGCUGGAUUACAAAAAGAGUUAAAUAGAUUAUACUUUAUGUUUACUAGUCGUCAUCCUGGUUGGAAAGGGAAAGUUUCAAUUUUAGCACAUUCUUUGGGAUGUGUAAUUGUUUAUGACAUUGUCACAGGCUGGAUGGCUCCAGAUACAAGACCUCCAUCUCCAGAAACGCAAGAAGUUUUAAAACAACGAUUACAAUUUCCUAUUGAAAAUUUAUUUUGUUUGGGUUCGCCAUUAUCAGUAUUUCUUGUAUUACGUACACCUUCUCCAUCCAACAAAACAGAUGUGAUGCCUCAAGGUUUAUGCAAAAGAUUUUACAAUAUAUUUCACUGGUCUGAUCCUGUAGCUUAUAGAAUGGAGCCACUUUUAGAAAGGGGAUAUAGCAAAAUUGAACCUGUUCUAAUUCCGCCAUAUGGAGGAGUUGAUGGUCAACAAACAGAACAGUCACCACCAACAAUGAGUAAUGCUGACCAAAAUUGUUCUCUUAUAGCAGAUAAUGAUGAAAAAGAAGAAAAUUCAGUAGAUAUGUCUAAUCGUGCACCAGACAAAGGUUGGAGUCUUUGGGGCUUAGUGCGUGCUGGUUGGAAUGUUAAAAAAGAUGUUUCUGCACCUAUCCAACCAGGUCAAGAAUUAACAGAACGAUUGGAUUAUGUACUUCGAGCAAGUUUAGGAAGAAAUUAUUUUUACACAUUAGCAGCACAUACAACAUAUUGGAGUAACUAUGAUGUAGCUUAUUUUGUGCUAACAAGACUUUUUCCAACAUUAGAAACAUGAUGUUGGUUUGUAUGUGUAGAAUGAAAUCAGUCAGAUUCUAUUAAAAUUUACUAGUCCAUUGUAGGCCUUUAAAACUUAAUAUUGGGAGUAGGCCUACCACCAAAACAAUCUGUGAUAAUGAAAAAAACGAUACAAUAAUAUUAUAGAUUCUAUGUAAUCGUUUUAUAUCGUUCGUAUAAUUUAAGGUUAAUGUGGUCGAGUUUCACAAUUAAAAAGUUGAAACGAGAUUUUACAUAUUCUAUAAGGUACCUCAUUUACAUGCAGUAUAUUAACAUAGUUAAUUAAACGAUUGUUUAAAUAAUUUCAUCUAAUUAGUAAAUUUUUCAUCAUUAAAAAGAUAUAUUUUAUAAUCUAUGUUGAAUAUGCAAAUAUAGUUUAUGUGAAAUAUUUAUUUAAAUUACUAUAACAUAUUAUUGAAUAGUAUAUCUUUCAAAACUUAGUAUUAUACAAGUUAACUGAAAAAUUAUUAGUUAUAUUUAUUUUUUAGGUAGAGAAAUUAUAUUUUAGAUCUUAAAAUAGCAUUAAAAUUGUGCUUUAAGCAACGCUAAAACGUCAUAAUUAACUAUCAUAAUAAUCUAAGAUCAUAAAUCUAUAUUAUAAGAGUUUGAAAAAUCCUUUUGCGUUCAAUAAUUUAACAUUUUUUUUAUAUAUCUUCACAACUAAUAUCAAUACGAAAUUGUAGUUCUACUUUCUGUUACAUGUGUACAUACUUUUGUAUAUUUUAUAUUGUUUAUUAAUAUGUUAUGUAUUAUAUAUUAUUUAUAUGUUAGGUAAAGAAAGACAGAAAUGUAUUUAAUCAAAUAUUAAUUAAUUAUUUUGACUUAUUUAAAAUUAUUGAUUGAGACCGAUAUGCGUUGAAUAUUUUAUUUCUUUGUUAUAGUAAUCUUUUAUUUUGCUAUAAAAAAUGAAACUCGUCCUAUGUACUGAAAGUUUCCUUAAAAUAAGACAAAAAAUAUUUGAUUAAUUGUAUCAACCAAGGUCGAUCCAUAAAACAAAUAAAUGAUAUCAAUAUGUUAUCUUUGUUGCUUCGAAUAGAAAAGGAUAAUAAUUUAUUAUUAUCUUCUAAUACUUAUUAAAUGAUCGAAUUUCCCGUUAAAAUAACAGAAAACUUUUCAUAAUACGUUAGAAAGACUAUACUUUAUUAAUGCUAUUUCCAUUGUAUAGUCUUUAUAUAAUUUUUUAAUAAUUACACAUAUUAAAUUCCGUCAUUUUAGCAAAAUUUUAUAGAUAAUUUAAUAUUAAAUAUUAAUUCUAUUUAUAUUAUAUCAUUUAUGCCAUAAGUGAAAAAAUAUCUUUAUUACAUAUUCUUUAUGUAAAAAAUUAUACAUAUAUGAAAUAUGAAACAUUAGUGACCGGUAUUAUUGUUAUAUAUAUUUCUUUUAUCAUAUAUUAAAAAUUUAAACCAUAUGUGAACAAAGAACAAAAUUUAUUUUAUCAAUGUAUUUAAAUUUUGUUGACAUAUUUUUCUGAUAUUAUAAUCAUAUAAGUAUUAUUAUAAUCAUAAGUAAUAUUUACGUAUUAUGUAAAUGUGUUCAUAUCAUAAUAUUAUAUACUUAUCAGUUUUUAGAAAAUUUAAUAAUGGUGCACUUUUUAAUGACUAUUAUGUAACAAUAAAUUUUUAAGAAGCUUUGUCUAUAAUACACAAUUUGGUAGCAUGACAAUAAUAUUAACUAUUCCAAAAAUAAAUAUCAUAUCAAAUUUUAAAAAUUAGAGUACAUAAUAGGCAUGUAGGAAAAAGCCUCCAAAUCAUAGUGCAAAUGUUAAAUAAAAUAAAUAAAUUAAAAUUAUAGUAUCAAUAAUAAAACAUAUACAGUCUUUUAUUGAAAAAAUUUAAAAUUUAACAUUUUAAUAAAAUAUUUAAUAGCAUGACACAUACACACAUUCACACAUACAUAUGUACAUGUGUAUAUACGAUAUAUAUAUACAUAUAUAUGCGAUGCCAAAGUUGCUAGGUAUAAUUAAAUUUUAUUUAAUUUUAAAUAUUUAACCAUUAAAAAUAUAUAUAAAUAUAUAAAUACAUUUAUAUGUUAAUAAACAUAUUUUUUCUUAGAAUGAAGAA
Messenger RNA from Bombus pascuorum, 4474 nucleotides. Its product is annotated as phospholipase DDHD1-like. The coding region runs from base 607 to 2415 and encodes 602 amino acids. Gene Ontology annotation, molecular function: metal ion binding; glycerophospholipase activity. NCBI's taxonomy places the organism in Eukaryota, Metazoa, Arthropoda, Insecta, Hymenoptera, Apidae. Gene Ontology annotation, cellular component: cytoplasm. The record is from RefSeq and is a predicted model, not a curated record. The transcript is spliced from 10 exons.